Molecule: messenger RNA, 2535 nt
Organism: Mercenaria mercenaria
Lineage: Eukaryota; Metazoa; Mollusca; Bivalvia; Venerida; Veneridae
Exons: 6
Coding region: 152-1099 (315 amino acids)
Biological process (GO): positive regulation of transcription by RNA polymerase II
Cellular component (GO): histone acetyltransferase complex; transcription regulator complex
Molecular function (GO): chromatin DNA binding; transcription coactivator activity; histone acetyltransferase activity
Source: RefSeq, a predicted model, not a curated record
AGCGCUACCGUAGUGUACACAAUGCGCUAAAAUUCAAAUGGAUUGAGGGGUCGUGAGUUCCAUCUUCGGGCGGGAUGUAUGUUCUCCGUGACUAUUUGAUAAACAAUAUUGUGUCUCAAAUAGUAGUCCUCCACCUCCUAUUCAUCUGUUCAUGAGGAAGGAUAAAAACAUGAAGAGAAAACGCCAAAUGGCGGAGCAAACCAAGAAUUCAUACGCAGUCCUGCCUCGUAAUUGUGUGCCACCGACGGCAAGCUUAUCUUCCACUAUCAGUACAGACGCGGGUCCACGGGCUAACGGCAAGCUUGUUCCAAAACAUAAAGUUAAAAGAAUAAAAGCUGAUGAAAGCAACGUUGGUGUAAACAAGAAACCAAGAACGUCGCCCUCAACAAAAACUGGUACAAAGUCUAGUAAUGUGAAAACUGAAGAGAUACGUGAAGGAAAAUCACAGAAAAAACACAUGAAGAGAAAACGCAAAACCGGGAAGCCAGCAAAGGCUUGGUACGUAGUCCUGCCCUCGAUGAAUGCAGAAGUCGACCCACGGACCAGUGACAAACUUGUUCCAAAAAUUAAAGUCAAAAGAAUUAAACUUGAUGAAAGCAAAGAUGGAGUGAACAAGGAGCCAAAAGCCUUGCCCCCUACAUCAACAGGUACCAAGUCAUGUGAUGCAAACUCUGAAAAUAAAACUGAAGAAAAGUAUCAGAGAUCUGAUAUAUGUCAAACUUGUUGCAACAGAGAGAGCCAGCCUUUAUAUGAAUCGUCUACAGAGACACGACGAGAAGCCAUUGAGCGUUGUAUUUGUAAAUUGGUACACAGUGCUUCAUGUAACGACCUUAAUUGUUUAUUUUCCGACUGCCACAAGAUGAAACUAGUUAUUGCACAUACUAGAUCAUGUCGCAAGAAGCACACACAGUCUUGUCCUAUAUGUAAGCAACUUAUUGCGCUGUGCUGUUAUCAUGCGAAACAUUGUGCUGAACUAAUUUGCUCAGUGCCAUUUUGUCUGCAAAUUAAACACAAAUUGCAAGUUAGGCGUGAGCAAGAGGCGCGGCUGGUACGUCAAAGAAAAUUACAGCUUAGAAGAAAAUGUGGAUCUAUUUUCUAAACGGACUGUUGACUGUAAUGUUUAUGAAUUGAUACUAGAGAAAAGAAGCAUUAAGUAAAUUAUAAAUAGAAUGUUAAGUCUGUUUACAUAUAUACUUAUAUAAUAUCUAUUUUAAAAAUCUUGUUACAUCUAUUGAUAUAUUUUCUAUAUUGAUAACUUGUUGAAUUCGAAUAUUGCUUUUUAUAUGGGAAAAAAUCUUUAAAAAAAAAUUCUAUAUGUUGAAAUGGGAUGUUUCCACACAUAAAUUGCGGAACGAAACUAAUUUAGCUUAUUGUGUUUUACAAAAAAACAAAGCUGCUUUGGUUUUGGGAACUAUUCUGUUUGCAGUUGUAAACAAGUAAAGUAUUUUUUGUACAAUUUGGCUCGUUUAAAAAAUUUGGGCAUGCGAUAACUUUAUAAUGACCCUUGUGACCUAUAUUUUCAUGGGUUGUUUUGAAUCAAAAUUGGUCAAUGAUUGACAUAGGCAUAUUUAACAGAAAAUUAAACUGUAGAAAUCGUCUUUAGAUAAUUUGAGGUUCGAAUAAUUUAAUGUUCGAGAUGACUUGAGAUACGAAUGGUUUGAGGUUCGAGCCUUUUAUUAGAGCUAACAUUGGUGUUUGUUUGAAAAAGUGAUCAAAUCAAAUAACUUUUUAGAGGGUUGACUGACUAUAUCAAAUUAUCUAAAAUUAGUGUAUUUCUCUACUAUGGUCAUAACGAAACAUACGUCUUUCACUGCAAACAUUAACAGACAGAGAGAGAGAGAGAGAGAGAGAGAAAAGGGGGGGGGGAGAGAUGUUAAUUGAUAACGAAACAAUUACUUUGAAAUUCAUAUCUUUCAUUCUUCCUUCGUAUAAUGUGCAUUGAUAUCUUGAAGAUUAGCACAAAUCUGUAUCGUAACUUUUUUUACAUAUACUAUGAUCUCAGCACUAGUUCGUCUAUUUCUAAAGGUAAUUCUGCACGUACGGAUCGAAAACAAUUUUACAAUGUACAACUAUCAACAUAAGAAAAAUACAAAGUUGUUAUUAUAAAUGUACGGACCUGAUUGAAAUUUAUACGCAGGAUGCAUUUCUUUUCCGUCAGAUGUCACGAAAAAGUUAUAUUCUUUCCCUAGAAGUGUGUAACAUUUGCGGCAGAUUUGUUUAUUCCCGCAGAUGUCACUAUAGUUGCUGCAUUAAUGUUGACAAUGUUUACUCGCCAAUUAAUUUCAAUACAGGUUAUAACAGGCUAUUUCCCAGUAGGUUAAGCAAAGGUAAGCAAUUUUCCCGUCCCCGUAGAGAGUACCGCUAGCUGUUAUUUUUUACCAUACUGUUCAUGUCAAAACUGUAAAAUGGUGUUCUCGUUUGGAUAUUAAUAUUUGAAAAUUCAAACCGCGUUAAACACUUUUAAGCAAUUUCAUGAUUUGUUUGCUGAGAAAUGAUAUGCCUAAUUCUAACAAAUAAAGGACUAAACAAAACUUA